Acaulospora morrowiae is the source of this 402-nucleotide messenger RNA. NCBI's taxonomy places the organism in Eukaryota, Fungi, Glomeromycota, Glomeromycetes, Diversisporales, Acaulosporaceae. The record is from the annotation of a GenBank genome assembly.
AUGCCUCGGGCUUCUACUGCUUCCCCUUAUACGCAAGCGUGGCUCACAAACUAUCCCACUCCAAGCAAUACGCAAUCACCUCCGAAUACUCAAAAUAACCCGCAAUUAAGUAAUACCUACUUAUCUUCACAGGGUACAGAAGAAUCUUUGUUAGACAAAUCUAUCUCAACUCAUGAAAUAAGUGGCUUUGCUCCAAGUUCUCCAGAAAGUAUUCAAAAAUCUAGAAUGGAAAAUAUAAUUAACUCUCCUUUACUGGAGGGAUCUAUACAAAAUCCUCAAGAGAGUGACUUAAAUGAAGUAUCAGGCCCUGAACAGCUUUUUAAUAUUGCCAAAAACCAGGGUUCGCCGCCAAUUGAUGAUACUCGAGAGAAUAUUUUAAUUAGUGAUACUGAUCAGCCAUUG